AUGAGAAACUUUCCAGUGAAUUCUCUUCUAGACCACCUGUCGAGAGUGCCACUUGACAUACCGUUCGGACCCCAGCCAGACUUUGGUCCCUCUCCCGGACCCUUCAUCGAUACAGGACCAUGCAAUCCUAUUUACAUCCCUCCCUUGGACCGACACUUCCGCUACUCUUGCAUGAACUUUGCACGCUCCCAGGCCUCGCCCAGGAAAAGUGACUGCAACCCCAGGGCACGAAAAGAACCCAGAGAACAAAUGAAUAUGUUGACCGCUUUCAUCGAUGCCUCGCAGGUCUACGGUUCGACUCUCAAGGAGAACAGACGCAUUCGUUUGUAUCGACAUGGUAUGCUCCAAGUGACGCCUCUUGACCUACUCCCUAACGACAAGAACUCGACAUGCGUGAAGGACGGUCCCGGAGACUACUGCUUCCUUGCAGGGGAAAUGCGCGUGAACGAGCAUCCGUCUCUGUCUACCCUUCACACCAUCUUCCACAGACUGCACAAUCAGAUGGCGCUCGGCCUGUUCGAGUUGAACCCUAAUUGGUCGGACGAAAAGGUCUCCAUGUCGCACGUGAUAACGUUCGGCCACACCCUCAUCCCCAGUAAAUUCACGGUAGGGCGGGAGAAGAUCCGACUUUUCCGCAUGUUUAACCGGCCAAGGUUUGUGCUCCGGGAUGAUGGGCGCUCCAUCGGCAAGUUCUGCUCCGGCCUCAUGGAGGACCAUGUGCAGCGGUAUGAUCGGUUCAUCGUAAACGAUUUGUCGGACCUGCUGUUCCAGGAUCGUGACAACAUCAGUAUGGACCUGGCGUCACUCAACAUACAGCGGGCGCGAGACCACGGCCUGCCGGGAUAUAACGAGUACAGAGAGGUUUGCGGCAUGCACAGGAUCAAGAACUUCGAGCAGUUUUAUCGAGAGGACCCGGAGCGAGCAGUGAUCUUCCGAAGAGUUUAUGACCACGUGGAUGAUAUCGACCUAUUUCCCGCCGGGGUGUCCGAGCGGUCCCUCCCCGGGGCAGUAGUAGGCUCCACCUUCGCGUGUAUCAUCAGUCAGCAGUUCCGGAACCUCAAGUUUGGAGACCGUUACUGGUACGAGAAUCAGAACCGACCGAUGGCCUUCACACCAGGUAAAGGGACAUAA
Messenger RNA from Aplysia californica (California sea hare), 1131 nucleotides. Its product is annotated as thyroid peroxidase-like. Gene Ontology annotation, biological process: response to oxidative stress. Bases 1 to 1131 code for a protein of 376 amino acids. Gene Ontology annotation, molecular function: heme binding; peroxidase activity. The record is from RefSeq and is a predicted model, not a curated record. The transcript is spliced from 10 exons. NCBI's taxonomy places the organism in Eukaryota, Metazoa, Mollusca, Gastropoda, Aplysiida, Aplysiidae.